Molecule: messenger RNA, 2729 nt
Organism: Heterobilharzia americana
Lineage: Eukaryota; Metazoa; Platyhelminthes; Trematoda; Strigeidida; Schistosomatidae
Source: the annotation of a GenBank genome assembly
GUCACCCGGGGUAAUGUGCCAGGCCCUCUGCUUCUCAUCACCCUCAUCGGUGACUUCUGGCUGUUUCAUACAUGGUAAACCGUUUCUGUACGUCAAUGACAUUCAGGUGAUCUAUACAUUCCAUGUUGAUGAUUCAAACUACUUACGAACAUUGGCACAGAAAGAACCAUUCCAGGUGAUCAACUGGUCAACUACAUAAAAGUUUUGAUUGAACUUGGACAAGUGUGGCUGGAUACACCUCUGUUCACCCACUGCCAACAUGAAACUUGUUCUACAAUUUUUUACUGAUGUCUGCUACUGUAGAUCGUGUUAAGCUCAUAUGAGCUGCGGGACUUCCGAGGAUUCGAAGUCAAAGUCAAAGUCCGCUGCCUUAUGCAUGUUCAUAAAUUUGACAAUGAGACAUUGUGUGAGGACUAGUGACACUACCUGGAUGCUCAAAACUCGGCUUCAAGAAAAUGCGAAAUUCUACAGAUUUGGUGUAGUCUAGAAAGUUGACCGUAUUAAAGGCUGCAUCUCGUGUUUACUACUUAGUCUAUACAGUAUGGGUACGCAUUUGGUGGAAUAUUCAUCCAGUGAUGAAGAAAAGAGUGAAAGGCUAGAACUACCCUCAGCAAUACAGGCUUUAGAUUCUGAUCGUCUACGCUUUUUCGUCCAUGAAGAUGACCCUUCAAGGCAUAACUUCCGUAUCAGAUCAUUUCCUCACGAAACUGGUAACUGGGCUACAUGUAUAUAUAUAUCAUGUCCUGAUUUUCACUCACAACUACUUGAAGUAAUUAACGAUUCUAUGAUCCAGUUAAAUCUAAUCAUAAGUGAUUUUCACUUCAUGGACUCACUCCAUUUAAGUUUGUCAAAAACAUGGCCUAUUUACUUUCAUUGGAUUGAAAAGCUUGUUUGUAACCUUCGUUCUUCGAUAAGCACUUUCGAAAAGUUUUACAUUGCAUUUAACGAUUUAGACAUUUUGAUAAAUGAAGAAGGCACACGGUCUUUUGUUACUUUGGUAGCUUCUAAGGAAUCUCAUACAACUUUGGUCCCUCUCUUGAAUUCUGUUAGUUCAUGUGUCACUGCAUUUCGUGGUCCUGAAUAUUAUAAAGAUCCUAAAUUUCAUAUUAGCUUCUUAUGGUUCAAUGGUAAUGUCCGAGAAAAAUAUUCUGAAGAAGUUUUAAACAAUCUCUUACUAGAUUUGAAGAAAUCAAUAUUUUCUGAAAGGAAACAAAUUUAUCAUAAAGUAACAGAUAUAGUGUGCAAAGCUGGUAACAAGCAUUUUGAUAUAUGUUUGUUGUGACAUCCACUUUUUUUGUGGAUAACAAUUUCUUUUAGUAUCCUAUUACAGUUUUCAAACUGUUCAAAUCAGUAUAUGCUUUUAAAGUAAUUUUGUUAAUUUGUCCUUGAUUAGAAUUUUUAAUGAGAUGAAUCAGUUUAACAGUUAGUUUUCAAUACAAACAUAAAUGAAAUGUGUAAUUUUUGUUAUUAUGUAUAUUAUUAUUUGUCCCUUGGGUUCCUAAUGGAACAUAGGGCUUCAGUAGCACGUCUCCAUUCCACUCUGUUCUCUACAAUCUUUUGAACUUGACUCCACGACUGCCCGGAAGCUCUCAUUUCUUCCUCACACAAUCUGCUUCAUGUCGCCCUCGGACGCGCAACUCGUUGCUUCCCAUCUGGGUUCCACUCGAGUGCUAAUUGUUGUUGAUAAGACUUAUUUAAAAUAGCAAGUUGGUUGAUUAUAACAGAAUCUUCUUCAUUUGUAAAAAUGUUUUGAGUCCGAUAAACAGGUUUGGUGCAUAUUUCAUUACUAAGGGUACUUCAGACUGUGGUAUUAUUCCUCACGGAUUGCAUGAUACGGUUUGUUAUUCUAAGGUGUAUCGAUUUACAUCUAUAGGCAGUUUCUUGCUGCCGUCCAUUCGCUUCCCACCUUGAUGUGCUGAUAUCGUUCGGUGUUGCGGACCGUUAGGUAUUAAUGCUAGGUCUUAUAGUUGAUGCUAACUGACAGAAGACCUAUAAUUUCAUUAUAUCUUCGACUUUCCGCGGCUGUCUUAGCCACAUAGUAAGACAGAGCUGACUGCGAGAAAUUGUAUUCUUUCUUUGAUAGGUAGUCAGAUCUUGCUGGUGUGAGAUAUAAUUUGCAAAUGCCAAAAGGGCCUUUAGUAUUCUACCCGGAGUUUCGUGAACAAUCAAACCAUUUGGGCUAAUACAGUUUUGUAUGUAGGUGAUCAACACACUGCCACUUCAGUCACCAUUCUUAAAGUGAGAAUCGGUGUAUGCCAGUCCUGAAGGAUCAUCUUACAUUUGAUAGAUGCAAAACACACUCAGAUUUCUGUUGUAGGUGUUAAGAGGACCUUGCGUUUUGUUAACAUCAAGUAAGAAGAUAAUGUCGUCUGCAUAUUCGAAAUCAGUGAAACGCCAUCCUGGGAAUAAGUUAAUCUCUUUAAAGUCCUAGGUAUCUACAGAUAUGUUGGUCAUGUUACAGUUACUUAACUGGUCAAGACGGUAUAUGCUUUCCAACCAAUUUUGUUAAUGUGUCAUUGUUUACCAGUUUUAGUGAAGGAAAUCAGAUGACAACAAUUACUGAGUUCAAUAGAGUUAGUUUUCAACAUAGACAUCAGUAACCUCGUCUAGUUUACUAGUUACUAGCCGGACCUAUACCCGCAUAAAGAGGGAAGGUUGGGCAUAGGGCUAGCAACCCUACCCCGCAAAACCAAUCCAAUCGCUAGAAAAACUUCAAAGCACAAAGAAAC